Molecule: messenger RNA, 522 nt
Organism: Arachis ipaensis
Lineage: Eukaryota; Viridiplantae; Streptophyta; Magnoliopsida; Fabales; Fabaceae
Source: RefSeq, a predicted model, not a curated record
AUGGCAUAUUUUACUGUUGUGUCAAAUCGUGGUAGUUAUAGAGCAACUUCUCAUGAAUUCAAAUUGCUUUUUCUUCACCGAAUCACUGUUGUAGCUGUUGAUGAAGAUGUUAUCCCUAAGACUUGUUUCAACAUGUUUACUUUUUCUGAGCUGCUAAACAUGACCCAAGAUUAUGAUUUUUUAGUUGAUGUGUUGUGUUUAUUUGGAAUAGAUGUCAUUGGUCUUUUAACUUCAGUCGGAGAAGAGAAAGAAUAUGCAAAAGAGGGGAAAAUUGUGAAAAUGAUUGCAUUGGAAUUAACUUCAAAAGAUCUUACAGUGCGAUGUGCAUUGUUUGGGGAUUAUGUUAAUCAAGUAAAUCAUUUCCUUGGCUCUGGCUAUGUGGAGCAACCUGUUGUAGUCAUUCAACUUGCAAAAGUGAAGUUCUUUAGGGGUAUGUUGUUGUUUUUUUCUGUACAUCUCAUGGCUGCUCUAGGUGUUGUCUCCAAUAAAAUUUUGCUAGACUCUUUCUUUGUUGCUGUGUAG